AUGGCACCGCUGCCUGACACCAACGGCGAUACGACAACAUCGUCCGCCACCAAGCUGAGCGCCGACGAGAUCGCCUUGUAUGAUCGCCAGAUUCGUCUCUGGGGAGCUCAGGCCCAAGAGCGCAUUCGCUCAGCUAACAUCCUGCUGGUGUCACUACGGGCUCUGGGAACCGAAAUCGCCAAGAAUCUCACACUCGCCGGCGUCAAGUCUCUCACAAUCGUGGACAAUGAGCCCGUGACGGAGGACGAUUUGGGAGCACAGUUCUUCCUUCGCGAGGAAGACAUUGGCAAGCCGCGCGCUGAUGCAGCUAUCCCGAGAAUACAAGAACUCAAUCCACGGGUUGAAGUCAAGGCAGAUGGCGGAAGGGAUGGCCUUCUGGCCAAAGACGUGACCUACUACGUUCCAUUCGAAUGUAUCAUCGCGUGCGACCACGACAUGAUGACGCUCUCUACCAUCAACACUGCUGCGAGGCUGGCUAGCCGCCCGUUCUACGCAGCUGGCAUCCACGGUUUCUACGGCUACAUCUUCACCGACUUGGUGGGACACGAGUUUGUGGUAGAGCGCGAAGUAUCCAACCGACCAACUCAAGCAAACACGCUGGAGAGCAUCACCCGCUCGGUCGUCAGCGUUACCAACAAGAAGGAACCCAACGGGAAGAAUCUGGAGAUCGUGAAGAAGAUGGAACUCUACUGUCCCCUUCUCCUAGCCAACUCUUCGCCACUUCCACCGGAUGUGAUGAGCAAUCGGCGCAAGCUUAAGCAGGUCCCGCCGCUGCUGCCUUGCUUGCGUGCCGUAUUCGAAUUCCAGCGCGAUUACAACCAUCUGCCCUCUAUUCAGAACCAGCAAGACCUCGCCAUCUUCACCACCCUGGCCACCAACAAAGCCCGUGAGCUGCAACUGCCGCCAGAGACCUUGCGCGCCGAGUUCCUUCGCAGCUUCAUCCAGAACAUCGGUGCCGAGAUUACGCCCACUGCUGCAUUUGUUGGCGGUCGCCUGAGUGAAGAUGUCAUCAAUGUCCUCGGCAAGCGGGAGCAGCCUAUCCAGAACUUCGCUCUGUUCGAUGGCGAGACUCUUGAAGGCCGAAUCUACUGUUUAUUCACCAUGCCUCCAGAACUGGCCAUGUCGCUUAAUCCAAUGCCGCCAAUGGACAUGUCUCUAGGUAUGGGCGGCAUGCCGAACAUGCCGAUGGGGGACAUGCAAGGUAUGCCAAUGGGUAAUGGCAACGGUAUCGACAGUAAUGGCAUACAGCCUCCUCCGGUCGACAGCGUGCAGCAUGGCCUGACGGCGGCCAAUGAAGCAGCGCAGCAACAAGGAGUCGCGCCGCCCUCGUAG
Molecule: messenger RNA, 1332 nt
Organism: Zasmidium cellare ATCC 36951
Lineage: Eukaryota; Fungi; Ascomycota; Dothideomycetes; Mycosphaerellales; Mycosphaerellaceae
Exons: 3
Coding region: 1-1332 (443 amino acids)
Biological process (GO): protein sumoylation
Cellular component (GO): cytoplasm; SUMO activating enzyme complex
Molecular function (GO): SUMO activating enzyme activity
Source: RefSeq, a predicted model, not a curated record